Molecule: messenger RNA, 6241 nt
Organism: Neolamprologus brichardi
Lineage: Eukaryota; Metazoa; Chordata; Actinopteri; Cichliformes; Cichlidae
Gene: nptxra
Product: neuronal pentraxin receptor a
Source: RefSeq, a predicted model, not a curated record
UCCGUCUUGGCAUUAACAGGCUGGAUUUUUUGCCUGAAAACCGAGGACAUGCGCGCUGAACAGGAGGAGGAGGAGGUGAAACACACGAUCUGCUUCUGAUAUUUUCUGUUGACUCCGUGAUCACUCAAUUAUCGUGCGGAACUCUCAUUUUUCCAUCGCCUGUUUUUUUUUUCUCUUAAAGCGGGGAUGUGAGGAGUGAUUUUUGUCCCUCUCUCUCAUUUAUACAGACUAAACUUCAGUCAUUUCACACUUUAUUUAGCUUUAUUUGGUGGCAAGAUUUCUUUUUUAUUUCUUGCAGAUAAGGAGUGUUAUUAUUAUUAUUGUUAUUAGAUUUUUCUAAUAAUCGAUCGCCCCCGCCGCCACCCUGAAGUUCAUCGUUAUUAUAUUGGCCGCCGGGAUGGUGGCCUUCAUCGGAGCGGUUAUCUGCAUCAUCGCGGCUGUCCACACCGGAUCCUCCAAGGCUGCUGCGGCUCAACAGCAACCAGCAGUCGACAACCACUCGCUGUACCCGGACGCCGCGGCGCAGACACCCGCCGCUGCGGGCUCCGUGGCCCGGCCCGGCUCCCUGGGUGCUCUCCACGGUUCUGAAACGCCCGAUUCAGAAGCGCCUACCUUCAACAUCGGGCUCGGCGGGCUGGACGGGGUCACCGGACUCACCGGACAUGACCCGACCGUCAGUCGGCUGAUCUGCACUCCGAUCCCAGCCGGGGAGUGCAACCCGAAAAACUUUCAGCAACAAGCGGACGACCCGUCGUUGUACGCAGGCGAAGACUGGGGCUACCUCCGCACCACCGCGGAGGAGCUCCGGCAGACCGUUCUGCAGCAGAAAGACCAAAUCUUAACAGACCAGCGGACCAUCAGGGAGCUGACGGGGAAGCUGUCCGAGUGUGAGAAGGGGCUGGACGGGAAAAGUGGUAGGAGCAGCGGCAGCAGCAGCGCGGGAAGACGUGGGAGCUCCGCGGCGCUGCGAGGAGGCAAAGGCGCGGCGCAGGAGGCGCACCUGGACCGGAUCAUGGUGCGGGACAGCCCGUCUGCGACCUCCGACGGUGUCCACCUGCUCACAGUGCGAGCUGUGGAUGAACUGGAGCAGGCUAUAACUCAGCUCAAAGACCGUAUAGAGAAACUGGAGUCAGAUAUUGGUCCAUUUCCUCACAACCAGACAGACAGCAACAUCUUUGGAGUGCCAGAGGAAGGUGGGAUGUCUGGUGGCCCAGAAAGGUUGCCUGAUCCUGGGCAUAGAGCUGGUUCUGACAGCUCCUGGAGGAUGGACGACUUAGAGGUCGAGCUGGAGAAGAAGGUGCAGCUUCUCGAGAAAGAGAGAAAAGCCUUGAGGCUGGAAACGGAGAAACACAAUCAGGAAAUCGAGCGGGGCAUCAAUAAACUACACCACCGAAUCUCAGGGCUGGAGGAAGGUUUCUCAGGGCAUUCUUUCCCAGAGGGCUACAGAUUGUCCUUCCCAACACGGACAAACUACAUGUACGCUGUUGUGACGCACUCCGUGCCAAAGAUGCGGGCCUUCACGAUCUGCCUGUGGCUGCGCCCCGCGGAGAGAGGCAUCGGGACCCCCGUGUCGUACGCUGUCCCCGAACAGCCGAAUGAACUGGUGCUGCUGCAAGGCCUGCACGCUCCUGCUGAGCUGCUCAUCAAUGACAAGGUGGCUCAGUUGCCUCUGAACCUCUCCAGGGGCAGCUGGCAGCACAUCUGUGUGAGCUGGACACAAAAGGGAGGAGUGUGGCAGGCCUACCAAGGGGGGAGGCUGAAGGGAGAAGGUCAUGGACUAGCCGCUGGACAUCACAUUAGACCUGAUGGAGUGCUCAUUCUCGGGCAAGAGCAGGAUUCUCUGGGUGGAGGUUUUGACUCAUCCCAAGCCUUGGUUGGAGAGUUGUCCCAGGUGGGUCUUUGGGACCGGGUCCUGACGUCCAACCAGGUGGCCAGCUUAGCCCGAUGUGGCAAAAUAACCCAGGGCAGUGUGGUACCCUGGGCUGAGAAUGGAGUUGAUGUUUAUGGUGGAGCAACCAAAGACCCCGGGGAGCCUUGCAGUAAACACAGCAGGAGUUCUCAGUGAACUGCAGGGGAGGGUUUUGAAGGGAAAGAUUCCACAUCUCCAGUAUUACCACUAACAAGGGACGUUCUAAACAGUAAAAAACUUCGAAAACUGUGUGGCAUUGGAUAACAGUUGUGUAACAUGGACAAAGAAACUAAUGGCAUACAUUUAUAUGAAGUGAGAAGGGGCUUUACAGUUACUUCUGAGACACCUAACAGUCCAACAGAUGCUCUUAUCCUCUGGAAGGUUGUGCAAUACAAGAUAAAUACAAAUGUAGUAUGCAAACAGAUUGUAUUUUUAAAGUACAUAUAGUCCAUUUCUUAAAUUAGAAUAUAAAAUGCAAAUUACAGUGUAGAUUUGCUCACUUAAAAACAGCAGCUAAUAGCUACUGUUAGCAGUAACAGUAGCUAAUAGCUAAUUAGAACUUGUAUAACUACUUAGCCAAAAUGCUACACUGCCAUCUUUAAAUAAAUAAAUGAUUCCUCAUUUUACAAAACAUACUUUCUUGUUGGGAGUUUUGAGUAGAGGUGUUUGAAUGUUGUAAAGCAGCCAGCUAACUUAGCGUACCAAACAAUUUCUUUACUUAGAUAAGCAAUUAGACAUGAAAGUCCUCAAUCACUUCUGUUCAGUUCAGUUGAAUUUCGUAGAUCCCGAAGGCUGCAGAAUUAAAUGUAUUACCACCGAAAUGCAUUUUAGUGCCAAUACAUUCAAUACUGACAGUUUUUAGUUUUACAUACACUUUAGAAGUGCUUACGGCUAAUAGCUGAUGAGUAUUAUUUAAAACGGAGUUAUCAAGUUCUAAUAGCUUCUGUGGAUUUCAGUGUUUUUGUAAAAUACCUGUAGUGGGUUGUUGAGGUAGAGAAAGUUGUCAUCAUUUGGAAGUUCAGGGCAAUCCAAGCUUCUUAAGUUUUAUUGGGAAAAAUAACAAACUCCAAAAAGUUCUGUUAGUGUGUAUAUGGCACAGUAAAAGUGUUAUAAGAACACACAGAGUGAAUGGGUGUAUUGUAAAGUUUAAUGAGAGUAGAAUUGUGCUAUAUAGAUGCAGACCAUUUACCUCAUUAACAAGAAAAAAGGGAAUUACAGCUGAUGUGACAAGAUUUGCAAGAAACAUCUGAUGAUUAUCCAGCAUUGUGAAAGAUCUUGAUUUCUCUGUAAGACAACUAUUAUGUAUUUACUCCCUAGAUUUUGUACAAAAUACAACAUGAAUGAGUUUAAUGGCAGAUACUGUAACUUUUGAAGAGUGGCAGAUGAUGUAUUUUGAACACUUUUGCUAAGUUAGCCAGCUGCUGCAGUAGUGUUAAUUAUAUACAUUGUGUUAGACUGGCAAUUGCCUUUUAUCAAAGUCUUAACAAGAAAGCAAAUAAAGAAAAUUCCAACCCGUGGAACUUUUACUUAAAUCAGCUAAAAAUAGUGGUUAGCAGUCAGAAGUGUGCAAAAAUUGAAUUUUUCAAUAGCACUUUAUAAUAUGGCCUGUUACUAACAGUUUAAUUCUCUACCAUAAAAUAGCAUAAAAUGCCAUUUUAUGGUAUUUUAUCUAAAAUUAUAAUGUAAUUUUUUAAACCUAUAAAAGCUUAGAUUCACUAAAAAGAGUGGUUUGUCUGUGAAGGUUCUCAGUCAUCCAGGUCAUCGUAGUCAAAGGAGCUUGCAAAGAAAAGCGUCUGGACUUUUCUUGAAGACGUUUCACCUCUCAUCCGAGAAGCUUCUUCAGUUCUAAGGUCAAAUGGUGGGGAGUCCCACAAUUAACUAAAGAAAUAUCAUUUGUGUUUUUACCGAAACACAUGGAAAUUUCCACCCACUAAAAUUACGUACUUUAUUCUUUACUUUAUUACUUUAUUCUUUUCUCUAAAAACUUCACCCCCUUAUUGUCAUUUGAAAUGGAAUACUGUUAGUCGUAGGCUGUAUUAUAAAGUGCUACUUUAUAAGCAGCUUUUCCAUUUAUUCAUUUAUUUUUAAGCUGCCACGUUGUAUGAAAAAUAAUGAGUUGAUCUCAGUCUCAGAGAUCUGACCUCUACUAUGAAAGCCAGAGGUUGUGUCAAGCCAGCAGAAACCCAGCAGGGUUGGGCAGAAGUUAAUUAAGGGCUGUGACUGCUUUAGAGUUUAGAGUCAAGGUAAGGUGAUGAAAAAUGCUGGAGAAAGUGGUAGGAAUAUUAAGCAGUAGGUGGCAGCCAGGAGUAGAUGAUGAAAGAGAAUGAAAAGAGAAAGUGGGGAUAGAGAUGGAUCGGAUACUUGAUAUAAGUGAUGCUACAUUGUUUUCACCCCUGCAUGAUGUAUUCAUAUGCUUUUAUUGUCUUGCCACUGCAAUGUGUUGCUCACCGAUUUCACAGAAGAGGACAGAAGCGUUUGCAUUCAUGCAAAGGUGGCUGUCUUUGUGUCUGUCUUUAAAGGUCAGGGGGGUCUGUUUUAACCCCUAAUUAUCUGAAAUUACAGAAGUAUUUUUCCCUAAGGAAAUCCUCAGUACAAACAGAAUGUUUUUAAUGUCUUUAAUGUUUUUACUAAUUUCUUGAAUACAUUUUUCUCCAUUUAUGUAACCUGAGAAAUUGAGAAAUCAAGGUAAAAAUACACCCAAUCAAUAAAAUGUCAAAUGAUCACAUGAUCACACUAGACCUUAUCUUCUUUAAAUGGAUAGGUACAUAAAGCCCUGCACAUCUACAUUCUUUUAAACAUGCAGCCACUCAGUAACACGGGUGAUCUGAUAUCUCUGUGUUGGUGUUCUUCCUGCAUCAUCAUAAUAACGUUGAUCCAGUGAUGUUGUCUGAGCAUUCAGUUAGCAAUCGAAAUUUAAAGAAGUAAAGUUAUUUCUUUCCAAGCUCUUCAACUAAUGGCAUACAUUUAUAUGAAGUGAGAAGGGGCUUUACGGUUCCUUCAGAAACGCUUAACGGUCCAGCAGAUGCUCUUAACAUCUAGAGAGUUGUGCAAUAUAAAAUAAAGAUAAAUGUAGUUUGCAAACAGAUUGAAUUUUUAAGGUACAUAUAGUACAUUUUUAAAAUUAACAUGUAAAAUUAAAAUUAUUAUAUAGCUUAUGUAACGUUAGCAGUUAGCUAACCUAAACUCUUAUGAUUAGCUAGCUAUACUCUUACCUUUAAAUGAAGGAUUCUACAUUAACACGGAUGAUGUCUCUGCGUUGGUGUUUUCCCUGCGUCGUCACAAUAACAUCGGUCCAGGAUCAGCAGACCAGUGACAUUGUCUGAGGUCACUGUUAGCAUUAGCCAAGAAGUUAGCUAAUGCUUUUAAAAAUUAUCACAAAAAAUCAACAUGAGCAACCUUUAGAAAAUAGCAAACCUAACUCGAUGAUAUAUUUAUAAUACUUUAUGACUUAAUAAAUUAAAAAAACAUAAAAAGAAAUGCCCCUCGUUAAACAAAACUUUCUUUUCACCAUAUUGCAAAGCUAUGACAUCAUAACAUCCUGAUGGGUUGGCUGCAAUGUUGAUUUUGGACCAACAUUAUUAUGAUGACAAAGCUAACAACACUUGGAUAUGAGAUACAGUCAGCAACUAUUUCAGCUGUAAUACAUUCCAUGCAUGAGUUGUACUGUUGUUUGUAAUAUGCCUUAGUGAGUUUCAGAAAAAUCCACCUCUAACCAUUAUUCUCGACUGGUGUAUGAGACAUGCUGUUGAAUGCAACAUUUCUCUAACACUAGCUCUCCCUAGCAUAAAAAAAAGGAUCCUUAGUGGAAAGUGCCUGCCAGGGUGUUUGUACCCAUGUAAACAAAUCAUCAAAUGAAUUGUCCUGAUGUAAAAUUCUCAUCGCAAGAUAUUUUGAGCUAAUUAAGCAUCUGCGUUUCUGUGAAUUCCCCGGGGCUUUUUUGAAGACGUAAGAGGUUUGAGUAAACAUUUGAAAACGCCGUCACUAAUUGAAACGUCUGCACGGUGCCGCCAAACUGAUGCUAAAUCAGGUCAGAAUCAUCUUGCUGUGGCUAAUAGUGUCUUUGAUGAUGCCUCUCAGUCUGCAGUGGCGAUAUUAAAUGUCAUGCUUGGUGUCUGUUCAGCUCCCGCCUGAGCUUUGUUUGGGCUUUUUGAUAGUAGUGUGGAGUUAUAUUGUUUACAGCUACUGGAACUGAUGCUUUUCCAUUGUAUGCAUUGGUAUCUGUCUGAUUUAAUGUUGUUGAAAUACUGUAUGUCCAUGUCUUGUGUGGUGUUGUAUUGUUCUGCACAUGUGCCCUGUACAAAACUCAAAUCUUUAUUAAAGUAAUAAUUUUCA